Melitaea cinxia (Glanville fritillary) is the source of this 474-nucleotide messenger RNA. Its product is annotated as protein atonal-like. Lineage: Eukaryota; Metazoa; Arthropoda; Insecta; Lepidoptera; Nymphalidae. Bases 1 to 474 code for a protein of 157 amino acids. Gene Ontology annotation, molecular function: protein dimerization activity. The record is from RefSeq and is a predicted model, not a curated record. The transcript has a single exon.
AUGGCUGCCGAGACUUACGGACAUCGCUUGCUCUACUCCGAGAAGGACAUGUUUCCGACCGACGUCAUGUUGGAAUACUCUACCGAGGAGUGCUACUUAUCCUGGCCCCGGUCACCUGACUCGGGCCGGUCGAGCCUGGAGCCGACUCCAUCGAUGGACAGCAACCAGGAGUCACCAACUCACAUCGCGUACAGAGGAUUGCCCAAUGAUUUAGGCUUAGAAGAUAGUUCAGAGGAUUUGGAAUUAGAAGCAUCUGGGAAGAGACGAGGUCGUGCCACCAGUGCUGCGGUUUUGAGGAGACGUCGCUUAGCAGCGAAUGCUAGGGAGAGAAGGCGAAUGCAGAACUUAAAUAAGGCGUUUGACAGACUACGUGGGCACUUACCUUCGCUUGGAGCUGAUCGCCAACUAUCUAAAUACGAGACUCUACAAAUGGCGCAGACAUACAUCGCUGCAUUGUACGAGCUCCUUCAGUAA